AUGCUGCAAUCUGAGCACUGGGACAAGCUGCAGAAGCACGAUUACUUCAAGGAGGAUCUGAUUGGCGACAUCGAGACGAUGUACAUCGAGCAACGCGCCAAAUUGUUGGAGAUCGAGAAGUCAUUAACUGCCUCGAGCUCAUUCGACGAGAGCAAAGCGAAGGUCAAACCCGCCAGUCAGCGCAAAGUUUUCCCUCGUAUACAGCUGCCGCAGUUUUCAGGGCGAUUCGAGGACUGGCCGGCAUUCCGGGACUUAUUCCAGUCCAUUGUCGCGCAGGAGACCUCCCUGUCGAAAGUGGAGAAACUACAUUAUCUAAAGACCUGCGUGAAAGAUGAUGCUGAGCAGCUCAUUAGAAACAUACCAUCAACGGAAGCUAAUUUCAAUCGCGCAUGGGCCGAACUAACCGACCACUUCGAGAACAAACGAUUGUUGGUUCAGUCUUACCUCCGCUUCAGUCUUACCGCCGCCUUCACUGCACUGCCAAAAAUGAAGUCAGACUCCGCGGCAGACCUCCGUCGAAUAUUUCAUGGCGUGGUGUCCAUCGUCGGAGCUAUUGAGGGUAUCAACCGACCUAUAACCAACUGCUCAGAUCUGUUCAUCCAUCUGGCUGUGGAACUGUUCGACUUCAAAACGCGACGUGAUUGGGAAAAUUCCCUCGGACGAUCAGCAGUACCACCGUCGUACGAGGAGCUCAAGGACUUCCUUCAGGAGCAGGUAGUGACACAGGAGGUUCUUGAGGCUGCGAAGACCGAUCGGGUGUCCGCCGGGAGAUUCUCUACUCGCAACCACCACGCCAGGAAGCCAGGACAGGAGUUGAGCCGUUUGUGCCCAGUCUGUGAGCAGAACCACUUCAUAAUAGUAUGUCCCCAGUACAAACAGAAAUCCGCAGCAGAGAGACGAGACAUCGUGAUCGCUCAUCGUCUGUGUUUGAAUUGCGGCAUCAGGCAAAUGACUGCUCGUCUCAGCGUUGCUGCGUUAAAUGCAACUCUCGCCACCACACCUCGCUCCACGAGGCGUUCGCAAACGCGAGUCCCGCUGCCGCCGUACACGUCGCAAAACCACCGCCAGUGGACUGCACGACAAUCUUACUCGCGACCGCGCGCGUCCUCGUGUGCGACAACUUCGGUGUGCAACAUUCCGUCCGCGCACUCAUCGACUCCGGAUCGGAAACCUCAAUGGUCAGCGAGUCGCUGGCUCAGCGGCUCCGACUGCUCCGUACUCCGACGUCCGUCGCUAUCUUCGGGAUCGGUGGCCAACAGACUGGUGUGGCUCGCGGACGCGUCUCAUUCACGUUCGCAUUGCGCUCGGCUGCAUUCCGCGUCAAGAUUUCCGCGCUCGUAUUCCCGCGACUGA
Messenger RNA from Wasmannia auropunctata (little fire ant), 1353 nucleotides. RefSeq lists its product as uncharacterized. The record is from RefSeq and is a predicted model, not a curated record. The coding region runs from base 1 to 1353 and encodes 450 amino acids. The transcript has a single exon. NCBI's taxonomy places the organism in Eukaryota, Metazoa, Arthropoda, Insecta, Hymenoptera, Formicidae.